Molecule: messenger RNA, 2317 nt
Organism: Eucalyptus grandis
Lineage: Eukaryota; Viridiplantae; Streptophyta; Magnoliopsida; Myrtales; Myrtaceae
Product: F-box/LRR-repeat protein 4
Exons: 8
Coding region: 172-2001 (609 amino acids)
Biological process (GO): SCF-dependent proteasomal ubiquitin-dependent protein catabolic process
Cellular component (GO): SCF ubiquitin ligase complex
Molecular function (GO): protein binding
Source: RefSeq, a predicted model, not a curated record
UCCCUCCGCCUCCUCUUCCUCCUCCGCCGCCCGCGACCGCCGCCCGCCGCCGCCCGCGCUCGCCGGAGACACACCCGCAAAACCAACGCACCUUCCAUCUCUCUCUCUCUCUCUCUCUCUCUCUCUACCCGUCUUUCUCAUCGGAAUCGGAUCGGCGCCGAUCGACCGACCAUGCGGGGCCGCGACCGGAUCAACAGCUGCCUGCCGGACGAGCUGAUGGUGGAGAUCUUCCAGCGGCUGGGCUCGAAGUCGGCCCACGACGCCUGCUCCCUCGUCUGCAAGCGGUGGCUCGGCCUCGAGCGGCUCACCCGCGCCACCCUCCGCGUCGGCGCCUCCAGCACCUCCGACCGCUUCUUCAAGCUCCUCGCCGCCCGCUUCACCAACGUGAGGAACGUCCACGUCGACGAGCGCCUCUCCAUCUCCCUCCCGGCUCGCCUCGGAAGAAGGCGUCGCAAUGAUCAGUUCGCAGACCCGGCACUUUUAUUUCUUCGGAUGCAUGAGGAAACUGAGAGAAAGAGUGUUGCAGACGUAUCUGAGUCUUCCUCAUUAUCAGAUGAUGGAUUGGCUGUUCUUGGUGAAGGUUUUCCAAAGAUGGAGAAGUUAAGCUUGAUCUGGUGCUCCAACAUCUCAAGUGUGGGGUUAAGAUCACUUGCAGAGAGGUGUAUGUUCUUGAAAUCUUUGGACUUGCAGGGUUGCUAUGUUGGAGAUCAAGGCUUAGCAGCUGUUGGAGAGUGUUGCAAGCAACUUGAAGAGUUGAAUUUGCGGUUUUGUGAGGGCUUGACUGACAAGGGGUUGGUUCAAUUAACCGCUGGGUGUGGGAGAUCACUGAAAUCUCUUGGAAUUGCUGCCUGUGCAAAAAUGACUGAUGCUUCUCUAGAAGCAGUCGGCUCUCACUGUCAAUAUCUUGAGACGUUGUCACUGGAUUCAGAGUUCAUGCAUGAUAUUGGGCUUCUCUCUGUGGCCAGAGGAUGUCAUUAUUUGAAGGUCUUGAAGCUUCAUUGUGCAAAUGUUACAGAUGAAACCCUGAGGACUGUAGGCAGGUGCUGUUUGUCAUUGGAGGAGCUAGCUCUACACAGUUUCCAGAGAUUCACUGAUGUGGGUUUACACUCAGUUGGGAAUGGGUGUAAAAGUUUGAAGAGUCUAACUCUGACUGACUGCAAUUUCCUCACCGACAAUGGUUUGGGAAAAGUUGCAACUGGUUGCAAACAGCUUACUCAUCUGGAAGUGAAUGGUUGCCAUGGCAUUGGGACUCUUGGACUGGAGUCAGUGGGGAAGUCUUGCCCGAAUCUCACUGAGUUGGCUUUGUUAUACUGCCAAAGAAUUGGUGGCCGUGCACUUCUUGAAAUUGGUAGGGGCUGUAAAUUUUUGCAAGCUCUUCACUUGGUCGAUUGCUCCAUUAUAGGGGAUGACGCAAUUAUUAGUAUAGCCAAAGGCUGCAAAAAUCUGAGGAGACUUCAUAUUCGUCGAUGCUAUGAGAUUGGUGACAAGGCAAUUGUUGCUAUUGGUCGGCAUUGCAAGUCUCUGAAAGAUCUGAGCAUUCGUUUUUGUGAUAGAGUUGGUGAUAGGGCCCUAAUAGCUAUUGGAAAGGGCUGCAGCUUAACCGAUUUGAAUGUCAGUGGCUGUCAUCAGAUUGGUGAUCCUGGAAUUAUAGCCAUUGCAAGAGGUUGCCCUCAGCUCCGUUCCCUUGAUGUCAGUGUCCUUCAGAGAUUGGGGGACAUCGCAUUGGCUAAGCUAGGAGAAGGGUGUCCCUUGCUCAGAGAGAUAAUCAUUUCUCACUGCCGCUACAUUACAGACGCCGGUCUGUCCCAUCUGGUCAGAAACUGCAGCAUGCUAGAAACGUGCCACAUGGUGUACUGCCAUGGCAUAACCUCGGCCGGGGUGGCGACCGUGAUUUCCAGCUGCCCCAACAUCAAGAAGGUCCUGGUCGAGAAGUCCAAGGUCAGCGAGAGGACCAGGCGCAGGGCGGGGUCGGUGAUCACCUACCUGUGCGUGGACCUUUAGAAAGAGAAGGGGUUCUGUACUUAGAAAGUUUAGAUGCUUUCUUUAAUUUAAAUCUUUCUUUUUAUCCAGAGUUUCCAGGGACAUGUAUUUUCUGGCUGUGAACUCUGUCGAUACUUUCAUUCAGGUGCCAUAGCUUUCUAAGUUUUCAAGUUAACCUGAGUGGAGGAAAACAUAAAGGUUACUUUUUGUUUUUUUUCAAAUGUCUGUUUGCAUGUAAGACUGAAUAGAUUUGUAACAUUUGUUGCAUGCAGUUUCCAAUAAGGUGGAGUCUUGUGAAUUUCAAUGAAGAAAAGAGCAAGAGACGAUUCUUCUUUUA